AUGACGCUUCGCACUGUUUUCGUUGGCGCUUUGUGCGCUGGCUUGGCCACUGCAGUUCGGUAUAACGAUAAUCAAGUUGCUCUUACGAAAGACGGUGAAGAAGCUGCCAAGAACUUCCCCGAAGUCAAGCAGAUCGACCUUCAGUCGCCUGCUUUCCUUGACCCCAAGAGUAUCCCCGCUGGCUUUGGAAAUGGCACGAGCGGACCAACAAGCGACGCUACAUUGAACUACUUCCUCGAGAGUCUUGCAUCUCGCAAUGACUGGUUGACAUACAACAACCCACCCUUCAAAUCCGACGAAGGACGCUCAAUUCCCUAUGUUUACUUGUCUACGUCAUCGCAGCCUGAGAUCAAGGCCAAUUCCUCUUCAUCCGAGAAGCUUCGCGUCUACCUUCAAGGUGGCGUCCAUGGAAACGAACCUGGGGGCGACCAAGCUCUACUCGCGCUGCUCGGCAAAUUUGACGCGAACUCAACCUGGGCAGCGUCAAUCCUUGAGAAAAUGGACAUCAUGAUCCUGCCCCGCUACAAUCCCGAUGGUGUCGCGUACUUCCAGCGCUUUCUGGCGACGGGGUACGACCCCAACAGAGAUCACAUCCGUUUCGCAAGCCAACAAACUCGUGAGGUCAAGGCGCUAAUUGUUGAUUUUGCUCCUCAUAUCAUGGUGGACGCUCAUGAAUACAGCGCCAAUCGCGCUUAUGGCCUCAAAGAUCAGUGGGCGCAAGCCGUGGAUGGUCAAUUUGAUCCUAUGAAGAACCUGAACAUUCACAAGGACAUUCGGGAAUACUCCGAGGAGGUUUUCGUGCCCAGAAUUGCCGGGGCGAUGGAUAAGCUGAAUCUGCGCUGGAGUCCUUAUAUCACCGGAAAUGCCAGAGAAGAACCUUUGGUGUUUACUCAGCUUGAUACUCAAGCACGAGCUGGCGAUGUCUCAUUGGCGCUGACGCAAGUCAUGGUGUUCCUCACUGAGACUCGGGGUAUUGGCCUUGGAAGCCAGCACUUCCAGCGACGCGUUGCUUCAGGAUUAACCAUGAUUGAAGCCAUCGUGCAAACAGCCGCCGACAAAGCUAAAGAGGUGUACGAAGUUGUCGAAGGCGCCCGUCAGAAAUUCAUCGAUGGUGUAGAUGAAGUUGUCGUUACAGAUUCCUUCCAGCCCACCAACCGCACCUGGGAUUUCAUUGACCUCCCAACCGGCAAACUCGUCGAAAUUCCCGUGCAAUUUCUCAGCUCAACACCCGUGAAAUCCAACCUUACCCGCUCCCGCCCCGAAGCGUAUAUCUUCCCGCAAGCAUGGAAAGAAGCCGCCGAUCGUCUUCGCCUCAACGGCGUCACUGUCGAGAAUAUUCGCUCUGAGUUCCGAGGUGAGGUUGAGGCUUAUAAUGUCACGAGCAUUGAGUUGGCUAGUACCGUCUAUCAGGGAACUGUGUUGAACAAGGUUACUACUGAGAUUAAGAAGAAGGAGAUUACUAUGCCGGCGGGAAGCUUCUGGGUUCCGACGAAGCAGGCUGCUGCGGGGUACGCGUUUACUGUUCUUGAGCCUGAGAAUAUCGAUUCGUAUGCCACGUUUAAUAUUCUUCCAGUUAAUGUCGGUGAUGAAUAUCCUGUUUAUAGAGUAUUAGGCUAG
This is a messenger RNA of Fusarium subglutinans, 1617 nucleotides long. Its product is annotated as carboxypeptidase 2. Lineage: Eukaryota; Fungi; Ascomycota; Sordariomycetes; Hypocreales; Nectriaceae. The transcript is spliced from 2 exons. Bases 1 to 1617 code for a protein of 538 amino acids. Gene Ontology annotation, biological process: proteolysis. The record is from RefSeq and is a predicted model, not a curated record. Gene Ontology annotation, molecular function: zinc ion binding; metallocarboxypeptidase activity.